GAUUCAGUAGUGUCGAGUUAAAGAUGACUAAUUCUGUAUUAAUUUUAACACAACCUUUUUUUUUAGUGGGCUGGGGUGUUAUUUUGGAGAGAUUCUUCUUAUUAUUAAUUUAUUACAGUUUAUUUAGUAAGUGUGUAUCAUUACACUCAACUGUUUAGUCAAAGACGAACAUAAAACAUUUUGUCUUCAGUUUGUAUUCUUCUUCUCUUAUUAUUUAUUACACUCAACCUUGUAGUAUUAUUAUUAUAUUACACUAUGUAUCAUUCAACCUUUUUUCUUUUUAUAAAUUAUUUUUCUUAAAUGUAACUUUGCAUCUAGUUAAAGACUUUGUUACUUUUAACACUUGUAUUUUUUUAAUAUGAGUAUGUGUGUGAAUGUAGCAAACACUCGUUUUUUGGGGGGGGUAUGCAUUAUUUUAAGAGUAUAGCACAAAUAAUUAAAUGAUAUUGUAAUUUUAUUUGUAAAUAUAUACCAUUUGUAUAGUUAUUGUAUAACCUAGCAUUCUGGCAUUUCAUGUGAAAUACGUGACGUUUUUAUUACACCAGUUUUAUUUUUAUUUUAUUUUUUUUCGUAUUUCGUGCAGUUUAUAUUUUUUCCCCCCAUUUUUUUCACUCUGGGGCAAGUUGUUGAUACGAGUUGAUACUUGCGUUUUUAAUUCGGCAGCCGACUGAGUCAGUAAACCUAUUUUGUAUGGUGUUGACAUGUUCCUAAAAUGGAGAUGCUCAUAUGAGCAAACAGGAUCUUGAUAUAUCCGUAAGUCGUAUCCUCAUCUGGUGCAAGUUCAUUCCCUUAGACGAGGAUAAUCAAGCCAAUAAAAUCGUUUGCGUUUGAAAAAUAUCAGCUGUGUAAAAUACCUACCCCCCCAACCCCACCCAAACUCAUGUCCAUCAUUGUGUCUACAGGAGCCAGUUAUGGACCAGAAUCUUUUUGGAGGAGCUCCUCGGUUCCUGACCCGGCCCAAAGCGUUCUCCCUCAGUGUGGGUCGGGAUGCUACUCUCAGUUGCACCGUUGUGGGGACCCCUGUUCCUGCUGUCACCUGGGAAAAAGACAAACUGCGCAUUUCCACUGGAGGGCGCUUCAAAACUAUAGAGGAUGGGGAUGUGUAUCGGCUCACCAUCUAUGACCUGACGCUGGAGGACAGCGGGCAGUACAUGUGCCGCGCAAAGAAUAAUGUCGGAGAAGCUUACGCAGCUGUGACACUGAAGGUGGGUCUUCCAGCAACAUUGGUCGAUCGAGCACCCGUGUUCACGGCGAAGCCCGUCUCCACCAGAGUGGGUUUGGGCGGUGAUGUUACCUUCUUCUGUCGUGUGGCAGCUCACCCCGCUCCCAAAUUUGACUGGGAGAAGGACGGUCGUUAUCUAGGUGAGACCAAUCGCAUCAAGAUCACGUCGGACAGCGAGUCCAGCUCCGUGCGGAUUCAGGGCGUCAGGAAUAUGGACAGCGGCACUUAUACCUGCCGGGCUCAGAACUCCAUCGGUCGAGCGCAAGCUGGCGCCGCUCUGGUGGUGGACGCACAGGAUACUCGACUUCUCAACGCCGACAAAAGCACCUCCCUCCUGUCUCACCUGCAGAAGCGCAAAGAGGAGAUGUGUAAGGAUAUUUCCCUUUUCCGAACGACCGAGAGCCACUCCCUGACCUCCUCGUCUAAUAUCAUAGAAGGGCUUAGCAAGUCGGACCUUGCCUCCGAUCAGGAGCGGCGGGUCGUUGCUUUGGCUGGCAAACUGCCCAAAGGCGUCUUCACCCGAACCUGCAUGGUGACCGAGGGCAAGCACGCCAAGCUCAGCUGCUUUGUCACGGGCCACCCCAAACCCCAGAUCAUCUGGAGGAAGGAUGGUGUGAACAUCAGCGAGGGUCGUAGGCACACCAUGUAUGAGGACCAAGCAGAGAACUUCAUUCUCAAAGUACUGUACUGCAAGCAGAGUGAUAAUGGCCUCUAUACCUGCAACGCCUCCAACUUAGCUGGACAAACCUACAGCGCUGUUCUGGUGAUUGUGAAAGAGCCAACAGUGGCAUUUAAGAAGAAGCUGCAGGACGUGGAGGUGAAGGAGAAGGAGACGGCCAUGUUGUUGUGUGAGGUGCCCAUACCGAGCACUCAGGCGUCCUGGUUCAUGGAGGAGACUCGCCUGGAGCAGAAUGCGAAGUACCGCAUGGAGCAGGAGGGCACGCUGCGUCGCCUCACCAUCCACAACGUCACGACCAACGACGACGCCGUUUACAUCUGCGAAAUGAAGGAAGGGAGUCGCACUGUAGCUGAGCUCACUGUUCUGGGAAACAUCACCAAGAAGUUACCCAGGAGGACGGUCGUGCCGGUGAGCGAUACAGUGAUCUUCUGCGUGGAGCUCGAGCAGCCGGUUGAAGAUGCUUAUUGGACCCGGAAUGGAGAGAAGCUGAAGGAGGACUCCAGGGUCAUUAUUGCUCGCACGCUUCAACAGUACACGCUCACCAUCCGGGACUGCACUGCAGAAGACUCGGGCGAGGUGGCGUUCGUUGCCGGCGACUGCAAGACCUCCACGCGAUUCUCAGUAACUGCACCGAGGAAGUAUCCUCCAGAUCCCCCGGUCAAACCCAUUGUGUUGAACAAGACGGACAGCUCCAUCACUCUAAGCUGGUCUCGGGCAGACAGCGAGCGGCCCGUACCAGUCAACGGCUACGUGGUGGAGAGGAGGAAGGUCGGAGCUCAGACGUGGGUUCGAGUCACGGGAAUGGAGCUCGUGUCGACCAGCCAAUACACCAUCAGCAACUUCACCGAGGAGAGCAGCUACCAGUUCCGCAUUUCAGCCGUUAACAAUUUUGGUCAGAGCGCCUAUCUGGAGGUUCCUGGAACGUAUUAUCUCGAGCCGACCGCCUCGGUGACGUCAGGUCUGCAAAGCUGCACCGCCGUGUCUGGCGAGGAGGCCACCUUCAGCGUGGAGCUCUCCGCGGCGUGCUCUGGAAGUUGGACGCUGAACGGCCGACUGAUCCGCAGCGGCGCAGACUAUCUCAUCACUCGCUCGAAGACCGUUCACACGCUGGUGAUCAGGGAGGUGACCACGGCACUGGAUGGAGCUCAGGUCAAAUUCGUGGGUGGAGGUUCUGAAAGCGUCUGCUCUCUCAGUGUAAAAGCUGCUCCGGCACGUUUUACCAAGAAAUAUUCUGAAGUGGAGAUCUUCACGUUCAGCGCUCACUCCUCUGCCCAGCUGUACACGGAGGUCUCAGACGCCAGUGUCCAGGUCUCCUGGAUGAAGAACGGUAUGGAAUUGAGGAUGGGCAAAAAGUAUGAGGCGUCCAGUGUGGGAUGUAAACGCACGCUGACUAUUCAUAACGUGACUCAUGAGGAUGCAGGGAUGUAUGAGUGUGUGUGUGACGGUGAUAAGAUGUCCAUCCAGCUCGCUAUUAAAGAGGAAGCAGCGAAGUUUGUGAACAAGCCCAAGACUCAACCCCUGGAGGUUUCUCCAUUGAUGGGUGAUGUGGCAUUGAGUUGUGAGGUGGCGUCGCCUACAACUACUGUUGUGUGGAAGAAGGAGCAUAAAGAAAUUGCGGAGGACAACAGAGUGACCUUGGUGUCCCAGGGGACAGAGAGAAAGCUGGUUAUCAAAGGAGCCAAGCAGAGCGAUGAAGGACACUAUUCAUGUGAGACGGUAGAGGACAAGGUCACAUUCAGGGUCAAAAUACAAGAAACUCGAGCCAUGUUUAUCAACAAGGACACCUAUCAGAAGGAGGUGAAAGUUUCUGCCUCUCAGAAAGCCACGCUGAGCUGUGAAGUGUGCGACUCUAAGACCGAGGUGAAAUGGUAUAAAGACGGCAAACAGCUGAUCUCCAGUAAGACCGUCCACGUGGAGACGAAGGGCAAAAUCCGUCAACUGGUGUUGGACAGUGUGGAGAAGAAGGAUGCAGGAGAGUACACCUGUGAAGUUGGGAAUGAGAAGCUGGAUUUUAAGAUUCAUGUCACAGCCACCCCAAUAGAAACUCAAGCUCUAGCGACCUUCGUGAACAAGGACACCUAUCAGAAGGAGGUGAAAGUUUCUGCCUCUCAGAAAGCAACACUGAGCUGUGAAGUGUCCGACUCCAAAACCGAGGUGAAAUGGUAUAAAGACGGCAAACAUCUGAUGUCCAGUAAGACCGUCCACGUGGAGACGAAGGGCAAAAUCCGUCAACUGGUGUUGGACAGUGUGGAGAAGAAGGAUGCAGGAGAGUACACCUGUGAAGUUGGAAAUGAGAAGCUGGAUUUUAAGAUUCAUGUGACUGCUGCCCUAAAAGAAACUCAGGCUCAAGCGACCUUUGUGAACAAGGACACCUAUCAGAAGGAGGUGAAAGUUUCUGCCUCUCAGAAAGCCACACUGAGCUGUGAAGUGUCCGACUCCAAAACCGAGGUGAAAUGGUAUAAAGACGGCAAACAGCUGAUGUCCAGUAAGACCGUCCACGUGGAGACAAAGGGCAAAAUCCGUCAACUGGUGUUGGACAGUGUGGAGAAGACUGAUGCAGGAGAGUACACCUGUGAAGUUGGAAAUGAGAAGCUGCUCUUUAAGAUUCAGGUGGCAGAAACUCAAGCAGUUUUCAUCAACAAGGACACCUAUCAGAAGGAGGUGAAAGUUUCUGCCUCUCAGAAAGCCACGCUGAGCUGUGAAGUGUCCGACUCCAAGACAGAGGUGAAAUGGUAUAAAGACAGCAAACAGCUGAUGCCCAGUAAGACCAUCCACGUGGAGACGAAGGACAAAAUCCGUCAACUGGUGUUGGACAGUGUGGAGAAGAAGGAUGCAGGAGAGUACACCUGUGAAGUUGGGAAUGAGAAGCUGCUCUUUAAGAUUCAGGUGACAGAACCCCAAGCAGUUUUCAGCAACAAGGACACCUAUCAGAAGGAGGUGAAAGUUUCUGCCUCUCAGAAAGCCACGCUGAGCUGUGAAGUGUGCAACUCCAAAACUGAGGUGAAAUGGUAUAAAGACGGCAAACAGCUGAUGUCCAGUAAGACCGUCCACGUGGGGACGAAGGGCAAAAUCCGUCAACUGGUAUUGGACAGUGUGGAGAAGAAGGAUGCAGGAGAGUACACCUGUGAAGUUGGAAAUGAGAAGCUGCUCUUUAAGAUUCAGGUGACAGAAACUCAUGCCACUUUCACCAACAAGGACACCUAUCAGAAGGAGGUGAAAGUUUCUGCCUCUCAGAAAGCCACGCUGAGCUGUGAAGUGUCCGAUUCUAAAACCGAGGUGAAAUGGUAUAAAGACGGCAAACAGCUGGUCUCCAGUAAGACCGUCCACGUGGAGACGAAGGGCAAAAUCCGUCAACUGGUGUUGGACAGUGUGGAGAAGAAGGAUGCAGGAGAGUACACCUGUGAAGUUGGAAAUGAGAAGCUGGCUUUUAAGAUUCAGGUGGCAGAACCUCAAGCCACUUUCAUCAACAAGGACACCUAUCAGAAGGAGGUGAAAGUUUCUGCCUCUCAGAAAGCCACGCUGAGCUGUGAAGUGUGUGACUCCAAGACCGAGGUAAAAUGGUAUAACGACGGCAAACAGCUGAUCUCCAGUAAGACCGUCCACGUGGAGACGAAGGGCAAAAUCCGUCAACUGGUGUUGGACAGUGUGGAGAAGAAGGAUGCAGGAGAGUACACCUGUGAAGUUGGAAAUGAGAAGCUGGCCUUUAAGAUUCAGGUGACAGAACCUCAAGCCACUUUCAUCAACAAGGACACCUAUCAGAAGGAAGUGAAAGUUUCUGCCUCUCAGAAAGCCACGCUGAGCUGUGAAGUGUUCGACUCUAAGACCGAGGUGAAAUGGUAUAAAGACGGCAAACAGCUGAUCUCCAGUAAGACCGUCCACGUGGAGACGAAGGGCAAAAUCCGUCAACUGGUGUUGGACAGUGUGGAGAAGAAGGAUGCAGGAGAGUACACCUGUGAAGUUGGGAAUGAGAAGCUGCUCUUUAAGAUUCAGGUGGCAGAAUCUCAAGCCACUUUCAUCAACAAGGACACCUAUCAGAAGGAGGUGAAAGUUUCCGCCUCUCAGAAAGCCACGCUGAGCUGUGAAGUGUCCGAUUCUAAGACCGAGGUGAAAUGGUAUAAAGACGGCAAACAGCUGAUGUCCAGUAAGACCGUCCACGUGGAGACGAAGGACAAAAUCCGUCAACUGGUGUUGGACAGUGUGGAGAAGGAGGAUGCAGGAGAGUACACCUGUGAAGUUGGAAGUGAGAAGCUGGCUUUUAAGAUUCAGGUGGCAGACAUCUCUGCUAAAUUCCAAAAGAAACCCAGUACGAAGGAAACUAUAGCUGUGCAAGAAACCGAGAACAUUAUCCUAACGACUGUGGUAACAACAGAACAUGCUAAUGUUAGUUGGUUCAGGGACGGUGUACAGCUGAAGGAGGGUAAUAAGUACGAAAUGAAGAGAGAAGGUUCGUCUCAUGUCCUCAUCGUUAAGUCCUCUGAAGCAAAGGAUACCGGCACUUAUACGUGUCAGACAGCUGACGACAAGAUGGAAUUCCAAGUUCAGAUCAAAGAGUCUCCACUGAAAUUUGUGGUUGGCUUGGAGCCAGUAUCUGUUGUCCUUGGCAGCACCAUGACUUUGUCCUGCCAGCUAAACAGAGCUGCUGGAGAUGUCCUCUGGAGACACAACGGCAAAGAAAUGAAGCUUGGAGGCAGAUACGUCAUCCGUGCUGACGGUCCUCAACGUUUACUCACAGUGUCUUCUGUAGCCCAUGAAGAUGAAGGAGAGUACAGUUGCGAAUGCAGAGAUGACAAGACUACUGCUAAGGUCACCACUAAAGCUCCACGUCUGGUGAAGUUCGUGUCCAAGUUGAACAAUGUCGUGGCAAACGAAGGCAAGGAUGCGAUCUUUAAAUGUUGCGUCACUCCUGCGGACGUAAGCGUGAGAUGGCUGUAUAAUAACGUGCCUGUCGUCUCUGGGCCCAAAUUCAUGAUCGCUCACGGCGGCACCAGCCAUUCGCUCACGAUCACGGCGGUCACGUUAGAGGACGUGGGAGAAAUCAGUGUGGAUGCUGAAGGGAAAGUGUGUAAAGCGACUCUGCAAGUGCAAAAGCUCCCUGUUAUGUUCGUUAAGAAGCUUGAGAACAAAACGGUCCAAGAACAGGACACCGUGGAGCUUGAGGUGGAACUGAGUAGGCCGUCCACUGAGGUAAAGUGGAUGAAGAACGGCAUUGUGCUGCAGCCUGAAGGGAAUCUGACGAUUCAAGCUGACGGAGUUAAACAGACUCUGAUCUUUAAGAGUGUAACCUGCGCUGACCGAGGCUUCUACUCUUGUGAGACUCUGGAUGACAAGACUCAGGCCAAACUGACUGUAGAAAUGAAGAAGAUCCAGGUUGUUAAGGGCUUGAAAGAGAUGAAAGUCCACGAACAGGAGACGGCGACAAUGGAGGUUGAACUUAGCCAGCCUGAUGUGGAAGCCUUCUGGACCAAAGAUGGGCAAAAACUGAGAGCGAGUCCCAAAAUCCUCAUUACAGCUCUGGGUAAUAAACAUUCCUUGACCAUGUCCCAGCUGAAGAUGGAAGACAGUGGGAUGAUCUCUUUCCAGGCAGAAGGUGUCCACACGUCGGCAAAACUCAUCAUCACUGAACCUCCUGCAAAGAUCCUCAGACCAUUAGAAGAUGUGACUACUCCGGAAAAGGAGAAAGCCACCUUUGAGUGUGACGUGUCCCGAGUGAAUGCUGACGUGACGUGGUUUAAGAAUGAUGAGGAACUGAAACCAGGAAAGAGAUACAUGAUGCAUUCCCAAGGUCGGAAGCGUAGCCUCCUCAUCCAGAAGUGUACUUAUGAAGACCAAGGCGUGUACGUGUGCAAAACGACGGAUGACAACACAUCAGCCAAGCUAACCGUUCAUGCCCGUGACAUUAAGAUUAUUAAGCAGCUGCACGAUUUGGAAGUGACGGAGAAAGAGAGUGCGGCGUUUGUCUGUGAGGUGUCGCAUGACGAAGUGGAAGGUCAGUGGUUUAAAGAUGACGUCAGACUCAAAGCCGGGGACAACAUCAAGAUGAGACAGGAAGGGAGAACAUAUAUUCUACUCUUCAAAUCUGUGAAGCCUGAAGAUGCUGCUGAAAUCAAGUUCAUGGCUGAGAAGGCUUCAUCAGUCGCUAAGCUCACAGUCAAAGAAUUGCCUGUGAGAUUCGUGAAGAAACUCCGAGACAAAAUUGCCAUGUACAAGCACCGGGGACAUUUGGAGUGCCAGGUGUCUCGAGCCAGUGCCACGGUCACAUGGUAUAAGAACAAGGACAAGAUCCGAGCCAGUCAGAAGCACGUGAUCUCCAGCGAGGACGUGUAUCGCAAGCUGACCAUCACUGACGUGGACUCUGGGGAUGAAGCCACGUACACGUGCGACGCUGUCGAUGAAAAGACAUCAUGCAAGCUACUCGUGGAGGAGCAGGCCAUCAGCAUCGUCAAGGAGCUCAGCGCAGUGGAAGUGACGGAACCGUUCGCGGCUCACUUCGAGGUUGAGGUCAGCGUGGAAACGGUCAAGCCGGUCAAGUGGGCCCUGAACGGAGAAAGUCUGAGCGAGAGCAGCGAUAUUGAGCUCGAGAAGGAAGGCACAAUGCAUCGCCUUACGUUUAAGAAGACCAAGGCUUCCAUGUCAGGAACAGUGCAGUUCACAGCUGGGAAAAGCAAAUCCACGGCUCGGCUCAUCGUGAAAGAGCGCCCCAUCGAGGUGGUCGAGCCCCUCAGAAACGUGACCGGCCAAGAAAAGGCUUCAGCCAAGCUGUCAUGCAGGCUAUCGGCUGUUCCUAAAGAAGUGUCUUGGUUUAAGGGUCAAACUGCUCUGGAGGAAUCCAGCAAGUAUAUUAUGAAACAAAAUGGUGCUGAAGUGCAGCUGCUCAUCCAGGUGCUGAGUCCAGAUGAUGCUGGAGAGUAUCGCUGUCAGACUGGGACCUGUGAGACCAAAGCAACACUCACUGUUGAAGUGCGUGACGUUCGGAUCACCAAGCGCUUGACGGAUGUGGAGGUCGAUGAAGGCGGGGAUGCUGUGUUUACCUGCGAGGUGAAUUAUGCUGACGAGGAAGCCGAGUGGUUCCUCAACGACAAGCCGCUGUUCAGUAAUGAGGUUAACGUCAUCCAGCACGUGAAUAAGACGCAUACCAUCACUCUCAAGAACCUGGCACCUCAAGAUGGUGGGAUGAUCACCUUCAAGAUUAGGGAACAGAAGCAGACAGUCUGCCUGAAUGUAAAAGAAAAGAAAGCCGUCUUCCUUAAGUUGUUAGACGACGUGAUCGGAGAAGAAAAGGGCAUUGUAACGCUGAAAUGUGAAGCCUCAAAACACACAGUGUCCCCUGUUUGGCGGAAAGAUGGUGCCGUCCUUUCUGCGGACAGCAAGCAUGAGCUUUUGCAUGACGGCAGAAUCCUGGGUCUGACAAUCCGGGACAUCGCGCAGGCGGACGCCGGAGAGUACAGCUGUGAUCUUGGUACAGAUGUUACGAAAUCAAAGGUCACCAUUAGAGAAAUCAGCAUCGGCAUCACAAAACGCUUGAAGUCAGUGGAGGCUAAAGCGGGUGAGACCUGCGUGUUCGAGUGCAUUCUCUCUCGAGAAAGCUCGGACACGUGCUCAUGGAGCCUGAAAGGCCAACACGUGACGAGCGGAGGGCGUUUCCAGAUUAGCAGCAAAGGGCGCAAGCACACGCUUAGCAUCCAAGGAGUGACUGGGUCAGACUCGGGGGAGGUCAUUUUCACUCUCAAGGAUUUGAACUCGAGAGCGACGUUGUCUGUGGAAGGUGAAGUUCCUACCUUCUCUAAAGAGCUCCAGGGUGUUAGCGUUGCUCCUGGAGAAGAUGCUACAUUCCUCUGUGAGCUCUCUCUGGCCGGCUUGGAUGUUGUUUGGUGGAAGAACGGAAAGACGAUCCAGAAAAGCCUAAAGUAUGAGAUUAUUCAGGAAAAUAAGGUGGUGAAGCUGAUUGUUCACAGUGUUACUGCCAAGGAUUCUGGAGAAUACGGCUGCGAGGUGACCGGUGGACCGACAUCGAAAGCUCAUCUGGAAAUCAAAGAGCCUGUGAACAAGUUCAUCCGUGAGCUCAAAGAUCUCACCGCGCAUGAAAAAGGUGCCGUCAGUUUCGAAUGUGAAACCGCACAACCGGCUUCCAAAGUCACCUGGCUGAAAGGCGUGAAGGAGAUCAAGGCAGGGAGAAAGUAUCAGAUGACGCAGAAGGAAAGAAUCCUCAUUCUCACGGUGAAAGAUUUGGAGGAGGCUGACGGUGAUACGUACUCGUGCAAUAUAGACACUGCCAAGAGCACCGCCAAGCUGACUGUUCAAGUUCUUCCAGCCAUUUUCACUCAGGAGUUGAAGGACCAGAAGGCUAUGGAGAAGGGAAGUGUCACCUGGUGCUGCGAGCUGUCUAAACCAGGUAUACCGGUUCAGUGGCGCAAGGGGGAAGUAGACCUUUGUUCUUGCACCAAGUAUGAAUUCCGGCAAGACGGCCACCUCGUCCAGUUGAUCAUCCACGACCUUGACCCUGAAGACUCUGGAGUCUACACCUGCGAUAGUGGAGAUCAGAAAACGACAGCACACCUAGAAGUAAAGGCACUACCCAUUCUGUUUAAAACCCCUCUGAAAAAGCUGGAAGCCGAAGCCGGGGAAACGGCCGUAUUCCGGUGUGAACUUACCAAACCGGGAGCACCUGUAGUAUGGAGAAAAGAUCAAAAGAUUCUACAGUCGAGCAACAAACACCAGUUAAGGCAGGAUGGAGCUGUAGUCGAGCUAGUCAUCUACAAGCUACAGGAAGCAGACUCGGGAGAGUAUUCCUGUGAUUCAGGGUAUGAAAUGACAUCUGCCCAACUCACGGUAAAGGAACCCGACAUUACUAUCGACACCGAGCUGAAGAGCUGCAUCGUUAACGAAGGAGACGAUGUGUCCUUUGAGUGCUUCGUAUCUCACGACGGCGCCCAGAACGUGAAGUGGGAACUUCAGGGCGUUCCUCUCCAGAGCAACGAGAUGAACGUAAUCCAAGCGGAAGGCAAGAGGCACUUGCUCACUCUAAGGAGCGUGACCGAGAAAGACUCGGGCACCGUGUCCUUCCAUGUGGGGAGCCAUACUUCGUUCGCUUGUCUCACGGUUAAAGCUGUCCCUGUGCUGAAGUUUACAAAAGACUUGAUGAACCAGGAAGCCACAGAAGGAGAUAAAGUUACGUUAUCCUGUGAAACGUCAACCCCCGACGCCCUUGUGACCUGGAAGAAGGACCGAAAAGUCAUUUCUGAAGGAGACAAGUAUUCCAUUCAGAAGAACGGUACAAUCCAGACUCUGGUGAUCUGCAAGCUAACGGUUGGCGAUGCUGGAGAAUACGUGUGUGAAGUCGGAGAGAAACAAAGCAAAGCCACUUUGAGUGUCAAAGAACAUGUACGAAUUACAAGGAAACUUAAGGACGUAACCGUGACGACCGGCGAGGAUGCUGCAUUCGAUUGCGAGGUGUCCAAGACAGGAGUAACUAAUGCCGAAUGGUGGCUAGGCUUCAAUCACCUGCAAAACAAUGACUUGAAUCAGAUAAGCAGCCGAGGGAGGGAACACAGCCUAGUGUUAAAAAUGGUCACGCCUGAUGAUUCGGGUGACGUGGCCUUUGUGGUUGGCUGUGAGAGGACUGUUGCUUCCUUGGUGGUGAAGGAGAAACCCAAAGAAACCCCGGCCUUCUUCCGCAAGGAGUUGGCGAACGUAGACGCUGUAGAAGGUGACACGGUUACACUCCGCUGUGAACUUUCUAAGCCCGGCGUCAGCGUGGAGUGGCGUAAAGGUGGAGUAGUCCUGCAACCCAAUAAGAAGUUUCAGCUGAAGCAAGAGGCAUGCGUACAAGAGCUUCACAUACACGACCUGAAACCGGAGGACAGUGGCUAUUACACUUGUGACGCAGGAAAUCAGUUAACGACGGCUUCGGUUUCAGUGCAAGAGGCUGAGGUGCUCAUAGUGUCUGGUAUAAAAAGCACUGAUGUCUUUGCGGGAGAGCAGGCAGUGUUCUCCUGCCAGCUGUCUCGCCGUGCCAAAGGGAGAGUCCAGUGGUGGCUGGAUGGCACCCGUUUGGAGAACAGUCCCUUCAGUGUUAUUGGGGUGGGUGAAGACAAUAUUCACACCCUCACCCUAAAGAAUCUGGCACCAAAUGACUCGGGCACCGUCCUGUUCAAAACGGGAAGCUUGACGUCCUCGGCUAGGCUGUUAGUUAAAGAUCCUACUGUGGAGGUAGUCAGUGCCAUGGAGGAUAUCAACAUAGCAGAGAACCAGCCUGCAGAGUUCAUCUGCCAGUUCUCACGCCCAGUCAGGGCCAUAUGGAAGCGAAACGGGCAACCCGUGCAGCCUGACGGCCAGAGGCUUAUAGUGGAGCAAGACUGGACUGUAGCGCGGUUGUACAUUAGCCGGGUAACCGCACAGGAUGUGGGUGUAUACUCCUGUGAGGCAGAAGGGACCUGUAUUGAGGCACACCUGAGGGUGCAAGCGAAACCCAUUGAGAUCAUUCAAGGUCUGGAUAACGUGGAGACAAUUGAAGGUGGUGAGGCACUUUUCGAGUGCUCCCUAUCUCUCCCCGAGUCUAAAGAUUGCCGGUGGUUGGUUGAUGGACAACCUGUGAAGGAGUCUGCAAAAGUGGAAAUCGUUUGCUUCGAGAAUGGUCGACGCCAUCUUUUGCUGCUGAAGGACUUGAGAGCUGGUGACAACUCGACAGUAACCUUUCAGGCUGGCACUGCCUCCAGCUCUGCCCUUCUCUCAGUCAAAGGGUUGGAGCUGGAAGUGGUGAAACCCUUGGAGGACAAGACUGUUGUUGUUGGUGAGCAAGCAGAGUUCACUUGCGUCCUGAGUGAGCCCGUACCAGAGAAAGACGUGAACUGGUAUGCUAAUGGUUCUGAACUACGGCCAGAUGACAUUUGGGCGAUGAAGAAUAACGGAUGUGCGUGCACCCUCAUUCUGAAAAAAGCCCAAGUCCGGUCACCACUGGAGAUCACGUUUGCUGCUCAGGAUGCCAUUUCAGUGGCCAAGCUAAUGACUAUUGCCGUACCUGACCCCCCUGAGGAUCCCGAGCUGGUCACUAAGGGACCAACUUCAGUGACUCUGUCCUGGUUCACACCUCUCAAUGAUGGUGGAAGCCCAAUCCUGGGAUACCGUGUGGAAAUGCGGCGAGUGGAUAGUGCUCUCUGGCAGCCCUGCCAUACAGAACCAGUGUGCAAUACUGAGUUUACGGUGGAAAAUCUUGUCUCUGGCUCUGGAUACAGGUUCCGUGUGGCAGCUAUUAACCGUGCAGGGAUUGGAGACUCUGUCCAGCUUCCACAAACUGUUACAUUGGAUGCACCGGUGACCAUUGCCAAGAAGUUAAACGUGUCUGAGCUCAGAAAGGGUAAGAUUGCCCGUCUGGAGUGCGAGCUUUCAUCUGAGAGUAAGCAGGUCAUCUGGCAAAAAGACCAUCAGGAGAUUGAGAUCGGUGCCAAAUACCAGAUGGUAACAGAGGGCAAAUCCCAAAUUUUGCUCAUUAAGGAUUUCCAGCCUGCUGACCAGGGGGUCUAUACUUGUGUGGCCUCAGAAGAGGUGGAAACCUCGAUAAACCUCGACCUUGAAGAAGAUCGCACUGUGAUACCCCAGCCCGAGGAAGGUGGCCAGCCUGGCUUGCCCCCUGAGGCUGCCUCCGAGGGAGAUCUGCAUGUUUUAUGGGAUGCUCUGGCCAAGAAGAGGAGGAUGAGCAGGGAACCCACACUGGACUCCAUAUCUGAGCUGCCAGAAGAAGAUGGUAAAGACAAGACACAAGAUCUGGAGGGUAAAGGCGUGGGGAAAGCGCAGAUCAAAGAGAAAGAGAAGCCCAUCGAAAUCAAACCAGAGCUGCAACUGUAUACCAGUUCUGAAGACGAGUCCGUUAGUGGAAGUCUGGUGUCUUACCUUAAAAAAAGCAGCAAAUCCUCUGUCACGGUGAUGAGCGAAAGUGAAACCGUUGCAUCCCAGAAGUUUUACGAACAUUUUCAAAUGACCGAGAAAACAGUGCAGCAGACCACAGCAGCACCGCCGCUUGAGAUUGCGAAGGAUGACGACAGGGAUGAGCUGCAGGAGGCAGCCAUCAAAAUCCAAGCUGCCUUCAAAGGCUUCAAAGCCAGAAAGGACAUGCGACCUGCCUUUAAAGAGGUCUUUAAGGACCAGAACAAAGAACCAAAUAUGACAAUUCAUCUCGAGUGUAUUGCAGACGGCAAGCCAGACAAAGUUCGCUGGCUGAAGGACGGCAAACCGUUGGUAGAUGGCAAACACCACCACAUCGACAUAUACAACGAUGGAACUUGUUCUCUGAUUGUGCCAGCUGCUACGACUAACGACACUGGGGUGUACACUUGUGAGGUCACGAAUAAGUUUGGGGUUGCGUCCCACAGUGGAAAAGUCGUCGUUGGCUCUGUGCGAGAGUCAUCAGGACGUCGUCCGCUAACUCUCGGAUAUAGUGCAGACAGUGAGCCUGAGAGCUCCGGCAGCGAGAUGGACGAGUCUUUACGACAGGCGAGCAGGAGGCUCCAGAAGCUGCUUCGUACACGUCUUCCACCGAACGUCGAGGAGGAACCGUUCGUAAGUGCCGACGAGGGUGACCUACCGCCUCCGGAUCCUCAUUCGUACCGCGAAGACGACAGCUACAUCUACAUCCGCUUUGACACACGCAGUGAAGCUCAGGUUGCAUCCCAGCGAUUCCAGGAGAUGUUUACACACCAAGGUGUGCCUGUAGACACCACUAUUAUCGAAAUCGGAACCAAGAUAGAACUUCGCAUCAAGAAGAUGGGAUCCACCCAAGAUGGUUCCCAAACCCCGACUAAAGAAAAGCCGGUUUUCAUGUCGGGACCACUCGCAGCCCCAGUCUUCCUGACACAGCUCCAAAACCAGGAAGUCCCAGACGGAUACCCGGUCAACUUUGACUGUGUGAUCAUCGGCAAACCCUCCCCCAGCAUACGGUGGUUCAAAGACGGGAAAGUGCUACACGAAGAUGACCAUUAUAUGAUCAACGAAGACCAGGAGGGCUGCCAUCAAUUGAUCAUUACAACUGUACGGCCAUCCGACAUGGGCGUGUACAGAUGUGUGGCUGAAAAUGACAGUGGCAUUGCAUCCAGCAAGGCGGAGCUUAGGGUGGAAAUGUCUUGCAGCUCUGACUACGACACCGCAGCCGACGCCACAGAAACGUCUUCGUAUAUUAGUGCUAAAGAUUACGUCUCCAGUUCUGAGCACAGAGACACUGAGGCGUUCGAAUCGGUGGUGGAGGACGAACAGCUUCCUCAAGUGGUGGAUGAGUUGCAUGACCUCUUUCUCAGUCCCGGAGCGCCCAAUGCCAAGAUGAGCGUCAGAAUCAAAGGAUUCCCCACACCAAAAGUUUACUGGUUCAAGGACGGCGUGGCACUGUCGGCCACGGACAGGGUUUUGCUGUCGGCCGAGAGAGACGUGUUCAGUCUGGAGAUCGUGGAGGUGAAGCGUGAAGAUAGCGGCGAGUAUUCCGUCUACGUCAGCAACGCAGCCGGAGCUGCCUACUCCUCCGCACGCAUGGUCGUGCUCAGUCCAGGCGAUCGCAUACCUGAGACUCUGAAGAUUAGAGACUCCAAAGAACCUCUGGUACCGCCACGUUUUCUGGAGAAGUUCUGCAACCGGACGGUGAAGCAAGGAGCGAGCAUCACGCUGUCUGUCAAAGUAGAAGGCUCCCCGACUCCCUGUGUGAACUGGCUGAAGGAAGAAGCGCUGAAGGAUUUGUUGUGGAUUAAAGCAGACACGCCCGGAUACAAGAUCGCCAGCUCUGGCUCCCAGCACAGCCUCAUCCUGAUGGAUGUCGGGAAGGAGCACAGCGGCAGCUACACCUGCAUCGCCAGCAACCGCGCCGGCCAGUCGGUCAACACCGCCCGCCUGGACGUGGACCAAGGUGUGACCGCUCUCCCAACUCUACAGCAGAGCGGCGUUACGCCAGAGAUUUGUGGGAUUACAGUCAGCCCUCCAGAGGAAGAAGGCAAAGGAGAGCCGAAACUGCCUUACCUGGCUGGCGUCGAUACCGCAGAUUUCUUACAGAAGCUCACGUCGCACAUCACCGAGAUGGUCUCUGCCAAGAUCACGCAAGCCUCAUUACGCGUGCCUGGAGGCGACAGCGACGACGAGACCAAGACUCCAUCUCCCUACCACGGCCGCUCGCGUCCCGCUUCCCUGAUCACCGACUCGUCCUCCGAAUCCGACGAGGGUGAAGCCCGAGGAGAGAUGUUUGACAUCUACGUCGCGACGGCGGAUUAUAACCCCACGGGACUGAGUAAAGAGAGCAUCGCUCUAAAGGAGGGGCAGUACGUGGAGGUCCUGGACUCGGCUCAUCCGCUCAAAUGGCUCGUGCGCACUAAACCCACCAAAACCACACCCUCGCGUCAGGGCUGGGUCUCUCCAGCGUACCUCGACAAGAAGUUGAAGAUUUCUGCAGAUACAUCGGAAGUUCCCGAGACCACAGGAGAGGAGGUCACUGAGGGAGAGUACAAAAGGAAGCUCUGCCAACUCAUCCAGGAGCUCAUUACCAGUGAGAAGGAGUUUAUAAAGGAGGUGGGCUUCGUUACGUCGCACCAUCUGAAGCACGUCGACGAGGAGAGCACACCGCCUGAAAUCCGCAGUCGCAAGGAGACCAUCUUCUGCAACAUUAGCGACAUCAGUGCGUUCCACAGCAGCUCUUUUCUCCCUGGGCUACAAGAGUGUGACACGGAUGACGAUAUAGCCAUGCACUUCAUAAAAAACACAGAAGGAUUUGAGAACUAUCUGCCGUACUUUGUCGGUCAGGCUAAGGCCAAGGCUACCAUCAGUGAGAAAGAUGUUCAGCAGUAUUUCAAGAAAUACACGGAUUCAGAGCUGGCGAAUGUGGAUCCUGCAGAAGGUCCGGUACUGAGUGUGAAUAAUUAUCUUCAGAGACCUCUGGACAGAAUCCAGAAAUACAAGGACCUCUUAAAGGAGUUGAUUAAAAACAAGGCGAGGAAUGGACAGAACUGCUGUCUUCUAGAAGAGGCCUACGCCAUGGUUUCUUCUCUUCCCACACGCUCUGAAAACACGCAUCACGUCUCCCUGAUUGCGAACUACCCUGCUAACCUGGAAGCGUUAGGAGAGCCCAUCAGACAGGGUCCUUUCAUAGUGUGGGAGGGCGCUCCAGGAAUCAGAACGUCUUCGAGAGGACAUCACCGUCACGUCUUCCUCUUCAAAAACUACGUCGUCAUCUGCAAACAGAAACGAGACACGGACAUGGACGUCCAAACGUACACGUUCAAGAAUAUGAUGAAGCUCACCAACAUUGACGUGAACGAGACUGUGGAAGGAGACGAGAGGGCGUUCGAGAUCUGGCACGAGCGUGAGGACUCGGUGAGGAAGUACACGCUGCAAGCACGCACAGUCAUUCUGAAGAACUCCUGGCUCCGUGAUCUGCGCAACCUCCAACAACGCUACAGCAUGCCAGCGUGGAGUCCACCUGAUUUUGAGGCAGUGUUGACUGACUGCACAGCAGAACUGGGACAGACGGUUAAACUGGCUUGCAAGGUCACGGGAUCUCCGAAACCCAUAGUGGCCUGGUUUAAAGACGGCCGGGCCGUGGAGGUCGACCCUCACCACAUCAUCAUCGAGGACCCCGACGGUUCCUGCACCCUCAUCCUGGAUAACAUGACUGCAGAUGACUCUGGCCAGUACAUGUGCUUCGCCACCAGCGGUGCUGGAAACGCCAGCACCCUGGGCAAGAUUACAGUCCAGGUACCGCCACGCUUUGUCCACAAGUUGAGGAACGCCGCGUUCGUCGCAGGAGAGGACGCUCAGUUCACUUGCACAAUCAUAAGUGCUCCAAGUCCAAAAAUAAGGUGGUUUAAAGAGGGCAGACUGCUAGCGGACCAGGAGAAGUAUCAGACUUACAGCGAACCACGUAGCGGCGUGGUGGUUUUCGUGAUUAAGAACCCCGGAGAGAAAGACCUGGGGCGUUAUGAAUGCGAGCUUUCUAACCGGCUGGGCAGCGUGAGGUGUGCGGCAGAGCUGGUCCUUCCUACGUUAGCGAUGGCCGGAGGAGAGCAGGCCAUCAGGAUUGAAGUUACAGAGCAAGAGACUAAAGUACCAAAGAAAACCAUAAUCAUAGAGGAGACCAUCACGACUGUCGUGAAGAACACUCGAAUGAAGCGCCACGCGUCUCCCCGCCCGUCCUCCAUGGGAGUUUACCGCUCCGAAGCCUCCACUUCUGAACCGCCGCGACAGAAGAGGACAAUGUCUAAAAAAGCCGUCCCCACUCUGUACGUCACGGAACCCGAGGGGACUGCAGCCAGGAACCCGAAAUGGGUCGAAGUGGAAGAGAUUAUCGAGUAUAAAGUGAACAAGUCGCCAAAGCUGCCGAGGAGACGAGGUGCUUCCCCCGGCAGGAGACAGCCACCUGAUAACCCUAACGUGAACAACUCGAACAACAAGUUAGUGGAGGAAAUGCAAGUGUCCGGGGCUAGCGUGGACUCGCAAACUUUCUCUUGGGACGGCGAGUCCGAAACAGCGAGUUUGGAUUCUCCAGAAGUGGAAGUUGUGGAUUUCGAUCAGCCGUGUGUCUUGAUGGAAAUCUGUGACACGGACACUGAUGAUGAUGAUCAGGCAGCCGUAUGCGAGGACUUCAGCGAUGACAUCUUAGACGACGGGAAUAAAGUGUUCACCCUGGAAGACCUGGAGGAUUACGUUCCCAAAGAGGGCGAGACAUUUGGUUGUGGAGAUUCUCACGUACCUGCGGAGAGGCCGGUUGAAAUUUCGGUUCUACAAACGGAAAUUAACGAACCCACCGUCGGUCGACCCGUCCUGCUAAACCUGGGCCGUCCGCUUUUGCCAACCCCGAAAGUACGUCCUGGGUUCUUCAGUCGCUUUAAAGAGCACUUCUCGAACGUCUUUUCCGACCCCUCAUCAGCUGGGGAGAAGUUUAUACCGAUCCGUGUCAGCGGGGUGUCCUACAGCCAGUCUGCGUCCGCUCCCGGAUCGUCGACGAGUCACGGAAAGGUGGAAGUAACUCAAAGGUACUGCUCCGAGGUUCAGCGAGGGACGGCUGGCGGCCAGCAGAGCUUCAAAGCUCAAAUCUCUGCACCAGUUGGACAACCGGUUACAGUUCCGAUCCCCAAGAUGAACCAGUCUGGAAAGCCGUAACCAAGACGAAACCAUCGACAUGCAGAAUAUAGAUACGAAAUCAAUGCACCCGUCUUGUCUUAAAACCCCUGUCGUCUUUUCCUAACUACUUUCUUAUGUCUAGCUAUACAGUAGCUUUUGUCGUGAAUUUACUUUCCACUACAACGGAAAGAACCACGUUGGUCUCGAUACUCCAUGAGCGGUUCGAGUCGGACAGGAACGUACAGUAUAUGAGGAGGGUGACGACGGGUAACUCCAGACCGUUUUUUGCACAAAUGUUUUCUCAUUUUAACAAACCCUUCAGAAACCUGUACAACUUCCUGCUUCCUUCCUUUUCUAGCGCUAGCACCAUCAAGGUUUUGCUCGAUGGAAAAACAUAGCUAAUUUCCCUCAAACAUUUCCCUGACAUGUUUUGUUUAAAUUAGCAAAUAGCAAACGUUUUGCUAAUGUUACUAGGAAGCGUUUACAUUCACGUAUGUAGAACAGAAAAGCCUGAUUAGAGAACACUUUUCUAGCUAACACUGAUGCACCUUUUUUUUUUUUUUUUUUGUUUUGGCAUAGUAUAUAUUUAUUAGAUAUAUUUUUCAUAAAUUUAGCCUCUGAUAAUGCUUAUUAAGUGACAUCCAUGUGUCGGCAAAGGCUUUUAAGUUGAACGUCUUCACUGAAGAGUAACGUGCAAAUGGGAUCAUUCCGUAUUUUCCAGACAGUCCCAAACAGCCCUCACAGCAGGGCGACCAGGGGCAGAAACUGAAUAAGACACACUGAGAAUGGGAUUGAGGCUUGGAAAGUUAAUCCUGUGUACACAACAAAGUUUAUCUAACGUGUCCUGGCAUAUUCUACCAAACAGCCAGAAUUACAAAGUAUUACCGUUGAUGCUUUCUCUUUAAAAUGGAACAUGACAAGACCAACAGUGCCAAGUUAAGUAAAUAAGGCUCAGUUUAACUAUUAGAAAGUUAUUGGGAACGAUUCAUGCUCUGAAUUACACAAAUAAUUUUUAAGAGGAGUCUGUAAUCUGUAAUCUACUUCACAGUGCAUGAUUUGACCGAGUGUCCAAAUGCAUUACUAUAACACAUUCAUGAAUGUGUAAGUGUAUUCACGUGUGGUAUAAUCUUUUGUGCAGCACAGAGAGUUUUAUUCAGUUGACGUAUAGGUUUAGUACAAAGAAAUAAUAAUAAGAAGAAGAGUCGUCACAUUCUCUUGGCAUGAGUGGUGUUUAUAAAUUCUAGAAAUCCUAUAGCGUUAUCUUUCUUCCGUCUGUAGUAUGUUUACAGAACUGGUGUUGGAUGCACUAGAUGAUGCGUUUUCUGAAAUACAGCUACAGAGGAAUUGUGUUUAACCGAAUACGUGUUGGGGUGUGUGUGAGUGAAAAUUAAAAACACCUAGCGUAAAUGACUGUAAAUGAGAACUUCUAAAUCACAAUAAAUAAAUAAAUAAGUGUGUCCUGCUAAGUAUUACUCAAUUAAAGUGUAUUUCUCCUUUCAUGACGUAUUUGAAUUACACGUUUUUGCAAGAGAAGUGCUCGUGUAAGUGUUGCGGGAAGCGAGGUAGGUCCUACAAGUCGUGGUUCCCAACACAUCCUUUGCUACAAGAUGGACGAGAUGCAGCAGGACUGAAAGAGGAGUUGGUCGCUUUAACGUGGGUCGUCAUGAAGAACUUUGAGCGUCUGAUCCUGGUCCGGUUGGAGUCUUUUACAGGCCGCUACUUCCUGAAUUUUGUUCAUGGGAAAAUAAAAAAAUGACACGGGUGUUAUUAUUAUUAUGAUUCAUGGUGCAGACUGAGACAUGUCGAUAAAACAAAGUGAAAUAACGUUACAGACCCACAACGUAUACAAAGUUAUAUUAUAGAGGAAUGACAAUUAAAACCCACUUGACUUGAGCAAUUUGGUCAGCAGCCAUAAUAAAUACUCUUUAGUUGGUCAAUACAGUGGUUCCUAUUUGGAGUUGUCCUUAUGUCUUAAUAAUGAUAAUGUUUAUGAGGUCAGUAAAUUGGUCAAGGGUGUCUUUAAAGUUGAAUUCUCAAGACAACCUGGUGUGGGUCUGUCCAUUAAACCAUUUUGGCCCCUAGAAGGAAAUACUUGUCCACACAACUGGUUAGAUGAUGAUAAUUUUCUAUAGCUGCAGCCAGGAUUGUUUAAAACAUUGUAUUUCCUUUUACAUGUGGCAGGCUUAAAGCUUCCUGGGAAGUUAAUUUACUCUUUAUGGGAGGAGUCUCCAGUGUUGGAGUCUUGUAACCAUUAUAGGUACAGCUGUGGUUAUGUGGUCUGAUUAUACCCACAAUAUACUGCAUCUACAUAGUCACAUUUAUACACAUCAUAUACAGACACCUCAUCAGUCAUAUUUACAGAUACCAUCAUUAGACACAUUUGUACACACAUCAUCAUCAGUCUUAUUUACAUAUAUUAC
This is a messenger RNA of Ictalurus furcatus (blue catfish), 21397 nucleotides long. RefSeq names its product obscurin, cytoskeletal calmodulin and titin-interacting RhoGEF b (gene obscnb). Lineage: Eukaryota; Metazoa; Chordata; Actinopteri; Siluriformes; Ictaluridae. Gene Ontology annotation, molecular function: protein binding; guanyl-nucleotide exchange factor activity. The transcript is spliced from 72 exons. The record is from RefSeq and is a predicted model, not a curated record. Bases 912 to 19016 code for a protein of 6034 amino acids.